AACUACGAACUCUCUUUGUCUCUCAAAUGGAGGUUCCAAAGGAUCAGAUCGCGACUCUUAUAGAGCAUGGGCUCUACGAUUCUGCUGAAAUGCUUGGCUGCUUUCUCGUUUCAUCUUCGACUGUUAGCGCCGAAACUAGUCCUCAGCUCAAGGCGGAGAAUUUGAUUCUAAUGGGCGAUGCUUUAUUUCAUCAGAGAGAACACCGGAGAGCUAUUCAUACAUACAAGCAAGCGUUGCAUCAUUACACAAGGAUUCCGAAGCAGAGCUCCGGUAUUUCGAGGAGUUCAUUAUCUUUAUCUACAAGAUCAUCUGUGAAUGCCUCUAGCAUUUCUGCUAUUAAUGAGAACGAGGUGAGAUUCAAGAUUGCUUCAUCUCACUUUGCUCUUAAUGAAACAAAAGCUGCGAUUGCUGAGAUGGAAUCUGUCAAGACCAGGAGCUUAGAGAUGAAUAUACUGAUGGCAAAGCUUCAUCGAAAUUCUGGAUACAACCGUGGUGCUAUUGCUUUUUAUAAAGAGUGUUUAAGGCAGUGUCCUUAUGUACUCGAAGCCGUUAUAGGUUUAGCUGAACUGGGAGUCAGUGCAAAGGAUAUCAUAUCAUCUUUUACUCAGACUUCAAAUAGAAGUGCAAAGGUUUCGCUCGAUCAGAUAGAUCCUACCCGUUGGUUGCAACGUUAUGUAGAGGCCCAGUGUUGUGUUGCCUCGCAUGCUUACAAAGGGGCGCUGGAACUCUUUGCUGAACUCUUACAACGAUUUCCAAAUAAUGUACACUUGUUGACUGAGACAGCAAAGGUUGAAGCCAUUAUCGGGAAAAAUGAUGAGGCCAUAAUGAGAUUUGAGAAGGUUCGGUCAAUUGAUCCUUACACAACAACCAGUAUGGAUGAGUAUGCAAUGCUGCUUCAGAUAAAGUGUGAUUAUUCCAGGCUAAACAAGCUCGUCCACGAUUUAUUAAGCAUUGAUCAUACCAGAGCAGAAGUAUUUGUUGCUUUGUCUGUGCUAUGGGAAAGGAAAGAUGCAAGGACGGCAUUAUCUUAUGCUGAGAAGAGUAUCAGGGUAGACGAGAGGCACAUACCCGGCUACAUAAUGAAGGGAAAUCUUCUUUUACAAGCAAAACGACCAGAAGCUGCAGCGAUCGCCUUCAGGGCUGCCCAGAAUUUGAGGUCCGAUCUUCGUUCAUAUCAAGGCUUAGUCCAUUCUUAUCUUGCAUUUGGUAAAACCAAGGAAGCAUUGUAUACCGCCAGAGAAGCAAUGAAUGCAAUGCCUCAAUCCGCAAAGGCUCUGAAAUUAGUUGGUGAUGUUCAUGCUAGUACAUCAAGUGGCAGGGAAAAGGCAAAAAAAUUCUACGAGUCAGGUCUGAGGCUUGAACCUGGGUACCUUGGAGCUGCCUUAGCUCUGGCUGAGCUUCAUCUAAUGGAAGGGAGGAAUGGAGAUGCUGUAUCACUACUUGAACGAUAUCUCAAAGACUGGGCUGAUGAUUCUCUCCAUGUCAAGCUAGCUCAAGUGUUUGCUGCAACAAAUAUGCUACAAGAUUCUUUAUCACACUAUCAAGCUGCAUUAAGAAUAAAUCCACAGAAUGAGGCAGCCAAAAAGGGUCUAGAUCGCUUGGAGAAACAGAUGAAGGGAAUAGACCCAGAUGCAACUGAUGAGAAUGACGAGAACGAUGUUGAAGAUGUUGAUGGAGACACCGAAGAAGCUGAGCUCAUGUGAAGAGAUUCUUAGUAGACCAGAAGAGUGUGUAAACUGUAAAACUAUCGAAUCCUAAUAUUAAUAGCAAAUCUCAUUCCUUUUGUUUCCUCUAAACUUAGAAUAUGAAAAGAAAAAAUGACCAAUAUU
Arabidopsis arenosa is the source of this 1829-nucleotide messenger RNA. NCBI's taxonomy places the organism in Eukaryota, Viridiplantae, Streptophyta, Magnoliopsida, Brassicales, Brassicaceae. The record is from the annotation of a GenBank genome assembly.